AUGAGGGCCCCACAAGAGGAAAUUAAUGCUCUAGUGCAGCAAACUGAAAGGAUUCUGGACUCAGUGCUUUGCGAGCAGCUGCGGAAGGUGCAGCAGAAGCAAGAAACAAUUCUCAAGGAGAUCCUUGAGGUCGAGUUUCUAAGAGACCACAUCCCUUUGCUGCGGCUGCAGCAGCAGCACAUGCUGAAGGAGCAGCAGCGGCUGGAUGCUGCGCUGCAGAGAAUGCAGAUAAGGCCCCCGACCCCACAGCUGCUGCCGCAGCAGCAGCAGCAGCAGCAGCAGCAGAAGCAGCAGCAGCAGCAGCAGCCAGUCAAACCCUUCCCGCUGAAGUGCCUUGCUGACGUUGGCUCUCACUGCUACCUCCCCGCCGUCAUGAAUGACGCCAGCCGGCUGCUUGUGUCUGUGGGGUUUAACUUUUAUGUGGAAAUGGAUUUAAAUACAGCAGAAGCAUUUCUGAAAAAGAAGAAAGAAGUGCUUAAGGGGUAG
Eimeria necatrix is the source of this 486-nucleotide messenger RNA. RefSeq lists its product as hypothetical. The transcript has 3 exons. Lineage: Eukaryota; Apicomplexa; Conoidasida; Eucoccidiorida; Eimeriidae. Bases 1 to 486 code for a protein of 161 amino acids. The record is from RefSeq and is a predicted model, not a curated record.